Messenger RNA from Benincasa hispida (wax gourd), 1118 nucleotides. RefSeq names its product NAC domain-containing protein 6-like. Gene Ontology annotation, biological process: regulation of DNA-templated transcription. NCBI's taxonomy places the organism in Eukaryota, Viridiplantae, Streptophyta, Magnoliopsida, Cucurbitales, Cucurbitaceae. The record is from RefSeq and is a predicted model, not a curated record. Gene Ontology annotation, molecular function: DNA binding.
UUAUGGUUAUAGAUACAAUUUGUUAAGGUUUUUUUCUAUAGAGUUUCAAUGGCGGACACUGCUCAUCAUUUUGGCCAACUCCCUGGCUUUCGAUUCCAUCCCACCGAAGAAGAGCUUCUUGAAUUCUAUCUUAAGCAAAUUGUUUUUGGCAAACGUCGACACUGCUUCGAUGUUAUUGGGUUUCUCAACAUUUACCAACACGACCCUUGGGAUUUACCUGAUUUGGCGAAGAAUGGUGAGAGAGAGUGGUAUUUUUUUGUACCAAGGGAUAAAAAGCACGGCGGCUUUGGCAGCGGAAGGCCGAAUCGGACCACCGGAAUUGGGUACUGGAAAGCCACCGGUUCCGACAGGAGAAUCUUGAGCUUGUCGGAUCCUAUGAGAUUGAUUGGUUUAAGGAAAACUCUUGUUUUCUACAAAGGAAGAGCUCCUAGAGGAACCAAGACUGAUUGGGUCAUGAACGAAUAUCGUCUUCCUGAUCAUUCUUCUCUCCCAAAGGACAUAGUGUUGUGCAAGAUAUACAGAAAAGCAACAUCAUUGAAGGUGUUGGAGCAAAGGGCAGUAGAGGAAGAGACAAAGAACUUACAAAUGAAUAAUAAUGCUACAAUAUUAACAAAUGCUUUAAUGGGUGAAGAAGAACAAGGUGAUGAACAGGACUCAUUUUGCACUCAAAAUAUUCCAAGGCUGAAUACAAGUGAAGUGAUAAUGAAAAAAGAGACAAGUUGUGGGGAUGAUGAGGAAGAAGAAGUAGAUUCGCAGGUGGCUGACGGAGGAUCCUCCUCGUCGACAACGACGUCAAGUUUACAGAUUCCGACAGGGUUCGACAUGCUCACUGAUUUGCAAGUUCCAAAGGUGAACAUGGAUUGGACUCAAGACCAGUUUUGGAACCAAUUCAAUAGUCCAUGGCUUCUCAAUUUCACCUUUCAUAGCAAUAUACUUAAUUUCUAAGAGCCUAAUUUAAUUAUGCUUAAUAACUCUAGUUAUUGUACAUAGCUUCUUUCUAUAUGCUCUCCCCACGCAAUUACUAACUUUAAAAGUGUUUUUCGCUACGGUUGAUGAAAGACAAUAUUUUUUUGUUAAUUAGAGAAAAAAGAGUUUCUCAUGGACAAAUUGAUGUUAAA